AGCAAUCAAAUGGGCAAAGGACCGCCAACUGAGCGUGCCCGAGUCAUUGACUGUAGACAAGAUGCGGUUCGUGCUGUAAGGUAUAAUGUUGACGGCAAUUAUUGCCUAACUUGUGGAAGUGACAAAACAAUCAAACUGUGGAAUCCUAUAAAGGGCUCGCUUUUGAAGACAUACACAGGGACGGGUAACGAAGUUUUUGAUGCGGCUUCAUCUUCGGAUAACUCACAAGUGGCAGCUGGUGGAGCUGACAAAUGUCUGACCACAUUUGAUGUGGAAACGGGAAAAAUUCUCAGGAGAUGGAGAGCUCAUGCGGGUUCCUAG
Messenger RNA from Cylicocyclus nassatus, 321 nucleotides. The record is from the annotation of a GenBank genome assembly. NCBI's taxonomy places the organism in Eukaryota, Metazoa, Nematoda, Chromadorea, Rhabditida, Strongylidae.